ACUCGGUGCCCGCUGUCCUGCCAGAUGCUCGGUGCCCGCUGUCUUGCCAGAUGACUCGGUGCCCGCUGUCAUGCCUGAUGCCUCGGUGCCCGCUGCCUCGCCUGAUGGCCGGUGCCCGCUGCCUCGCCUGAUGGCCCGGUGCCCGCUGCCCAGCCUGAUGUGCCUCUGUCCACUGCCCAGCCUGAUGUGCCUCUGUCCGCUGUCCAGCCUGAUUUGCCUCUGUCCGCUGCCCAGCCUGAUGUGCCUCUGUCCGCUGCCCAGCCUGAUGUGCCUCUGUCCGCUGCCCAACCUGAUGUGCCUCUGUCCGCUGCCCAGCCUGAUGUGCCAGCCCCUGCUGCCGUGUGGGCUGCAGUACCAGGGCUGGCCAGCGGGUGCUCUCAGCAGC
Staurois parvus is the source of this 385-nucleotide messenger RNA. NCBI's taxonomy places the organism in Eukaryota, Metazoa, Chordata, Amphibia, Anura, Ranidae. The record is from the annotation of a GenBank genome assembly.